Symbiodinium sp. CCMP2592 is the source of this 2391-nucleotide messenger RNA. NCBI's taxonomy places the organism in Eukaryota, Dinophyceae, Suessiales, Symbiodiniaceae. The record is from the annotation of a GenBank genome assembly.
AUGAGGUCCAACAGUUUGCUCGCAUUGGCCUGUGCCACUCUGGUGGCCAGCGCAGAGGAGAAGUUGGUGGGUGAAUUUGGCCAGGAGGUUCUCGGAUGCCGCUGUGCAGGAGGCAAGACCACCCAUGGAAACUGCGGUUAUCACUUUCAUUUCAUGUCCAAUGAGGACAAGCCUUGGUGCCGCACGAAGUUUGGCUGCGGGCAUUACUCCAUCAAAGGCAAUUGGGUAUACUGCGACCCUCGGGGAACAGAAAGGCGGCGUGCCGAUGAUGGCAAGCUCUACAACGCGCUGGAUUUUAAAAAGUUCUACCCCAAGGAUGGAAAGGAGAAGUGGGCCGCCGCGGCUGCCUACGAAGAGACCCGCAUCGCCAGAAAUGGCAAGGCAUACAAGGCCAGCGAGUUCCGGGACUACUACAUCGACUACUUGGGCGAGGAGGGCUGGCUGACUGAGUGGACGGGCGCGCAGGAGGACUUUUCAGUGUCUCCACGCGGGGGUGACCGUCAGUUUUGGUUGACUUCUGGUUCUGGCCUUCUGAACGCAAUGGAUUUGCAAGCUUACUCUUGGGCCUGCGGCAGCUCCAUACGCUGCUUAGCAGACGAGGACGACGCCGUGCGCCAAGCAGACGCGAACUCUGGCCCUGGGCCUUUGGGAGAAGUGGUGCUGGCACAGGGUCUCGUGAGUGUCUGGGCGGCUGCUGUGCAAGUCGCAGCUGACUAUGGAGACGUAGAGGAUGUCGAGGCAGAGCUCGGCCCCUACGCCGCGGCGAUUGUGAGCGCCUCGAAGUUCGAAGUGAAAGAGAAUGAUGAGGAGAACGGGAAUGGGAUUGAGAAGGAAGACCCGGAGGAAUCAAAGAGACCUCCCGAGGAGGCACCUCGAGGAGAAAUGGCUGUGGUAAGCUCGGAACUGCAACUCGCGAUGCAAAGCGAGAAAGCUCGGGAUGGUCCCGCAGCUGGCCUGGAUGGCUUCCUCGGUUUGCUGUCGGCUUGGUCGGAUGAUGCGCCGGCCACGAGGUUGCUGGAAGAAGCCCGGCAAAUCAAGAAGCCCGGGGCUUUGGCUGGGAAGGCUCCCGCCGAACCUCGCAGACCGCUGAAGAAGGAGAGCCUCGAAAAGCUGCGCUCGGAACGCUUCCCUCACAGCCGAGCCCCGAGCCCGCCAAGCGAGACGCGCCACUGGCGGCAAAAGGACUUUGAGCUUUACUUUGGCAGUGACGGAGUCUUGCAACCGCGAGCGGAGCCGGAGCCAAGUUCCGAGGAGCUCUUGGCUCAGGAGAUGCGACAGACGAGCCAGGCCAGCCCUUUGCUUGCAGAGAUGAGAAUGCAACUCGCGCAGGACAAGGUCGUACAGCCACCAUCGGAGUACGCUGCGUUCUGUCAACAUCUCCUGGAUCAUUGCGGGGAUAUGCGCACAGUUCCAGCUGGAGAGGUGCUUCCCAUUCCUCGCUCCAGACGCGCGCCUGAUGUUCUCAAAUCUCCCAUCUGCAUUGAGAAGCAGCGGGGCUGGAAAAUGAGGAGCUGGGGCCUGGCAUACUGGAGCUACGAAUGCGGACAGGCAGCCUGCGACUGCUUCAGACGCUAUCCUCCAAGCACUGCAGAAUCCGAUGCCAGCCAUGGCCGUUGCUUGCGGGCCAGGGUGGACGAGUUUGCCAAGUAUGUGAACAUGAUCCGGGAUAUGGACCCACAGUGCAAAGAGGAGAAUUAUCUGGCAUAUCCACGCUACCUCGCAUGCUGGUCUCCCUUCGGCAUUCCAAAGCUGAAGCCUCUCUGGGAACAGGACCUCAAGUCUGGCCGCAAGCUUUGGGGUCCACCAGGGCUCAAGGACCUGUCUGCCAAGUGGUUUGACAUGUGCUGCCUCGCAGUUGGGCUCCUGUUUGAACCGGAGCUUGCUCAGCAGGACACGUUGCAGUUCGGGCCGCCGGGCAUGCUCGUGAGGCCGUACGUAGAAGAAUGUUCUGCACACGUCUGGCAUGCUCAAAUCCAGGGAAGACGGAUGUUCGCCCUCUUCGCACCCCAGGAGUCCGCCACUUUGGAGACGCAGAGCGCCUCGCAGACCCUGGGAGUGGAUGUGCAUGCCCGGAGCCGUACCAGUUCGGUCGACAUCUUUGCAUCGAGCCAGAGACUCAAAGACAGUCAAUGCUACAUGGCUCUAUUGGAGCCGGGCGAGACACUGAUUAUCCCGGCUGGCUGGUGGCAGUGCAGCGUUGCACUUGAGCCGUUCACCACGAUCUCACGACGCUUCUGGAACAGGUCAAACCGGCUUGGCGUGUGUGAUGUGAUUGCGAGACGAUCUGACGCUUCGGAUCUUGGGCCGAGGCAGAAGUCGCACUUGAUAUCGCAGCUGCCUGUCCUUCGCGAGCAGAUGCAGCAGGAAGACAUGUCUUCCGGCGAGGAUUGA